This is a messenger RNA of Astyanax mexicanus (Mexican tetra), 3626 nucleotides long. Its product is annotated as protocadherin beta-16-like. Bases 1131 to 3626 code for a protein of 831 amino acids. Lineage: Eukaryota; Metazoa; Chordata; Actinopteri; Characiformes; Acestrorhamphidae. The transcript has 3 exons. Gene Ontology annotation, molecular function: calcium ion binding. The record is from RefSeq and is a predicted model, not a curated record. Gene Ontology annotation, biological process: homophilic cell-cell adhesion. Gene Ontology annotation, cellular component: plasma membrane.
UUCGUCACAGCACCGGCAAUCACCCAACAUGAUCACCAUUUAUUUUCAAAACACUAUACUCGGGUUGUAUGCCAGAUUCACACACUGUAUGCUUUACAAAUAAAUUGAGUAAAAUCAUACGUUAUGCAGACAUUGUACGGAAGUUACGCAGCUCAAAAUACAGUGUGGUGAAAUCGAUAGUAAAAAUAAAAUAAUGAAAAAUAUCGAUCAGUUUUAAAUUAAACUUCAGUUAUAGAACGGGUACAAGCAGUAUGGACUUUAUGUUGGGUUACAUAGAAUCUGUCGUGUUUUAUUUUAUUUUACUGGCUGUCCUCAUGUAUACACUUUUUUGCAUAGCAUGUUAUUUUAUUAGCCAGGAAUGAAAUACUGCUAAACUGAAUUACGUAUUUUGAGUAGAAUAUGUGCAAGGUAUUUCGGCUUUUUUGCUUGAGUUGGUAAAGAUCUAAAAACCUUACAAAUGUCUUUAAUUUAGCAAAUUUGUGACCACAAUAUUUUCUACAGUCUUACACUUAGUGUAAUAAAAUGUCCCUACCUGUGAAACAAUGACGCUAAUGACUCCAUCCACUGGCGAUUUGUCUUUUAUGAUAUGCUUCCUUUUGCAUAAUUAGACCUGGGCUUAUUACAAUAUUUGAUCGUUUCCUUCGGAUAUAAGCAAUUCUUUUUGUGUAUGGACGCUGUCUGUGGUCCUGAAAUGUUGAAAAGAAUGCAAUUAUGAUACAUGGACCAUAUGAAGUCAGAUUAUUGAGCAGGUCUUCUACUCUGGGGUAAGAUGUUUUAGAUAUUCCAAUUCCUGUUUUAGAUAUUCCAAAUCCUGCUGAAAUGGGAGUCAACAGAACAGUGGUAACUAUGUGCAGUGAUGUGAAUCCUGCCUCUUAAAGAUUCGAAAAGAAAACAUCAGUAAUAUAACUCGUGGUGUCGCUGUUUACCUGCGAAACAACUACGCUGAUGUAUCCACCCACUGGCAUUUCCUCUUCUAUGAUGUGCUUCUUUUGUGGUGGAGAACUGUGCUUAUUGCACUGGUGACAUUUCCUUUCUACAAAACUGCUCAUUGUUUUUCAAUUCGUAUUAGAAAUUUGAGUAACGUUAGAAGCAACUGGAUUAAAUAGCCCUUUAUUUGCACGCAGUAUAAGAUGGAAAGCAUAUGCGUGCUGUCGGUCUUGCUGAACCUUUGUUUCUGCAUGUUUAUAAUGGCGAACAUUGCUAUUGGAGACGUGAGCUAUUCUUUACUGGAGGAGAUGAAGCGCGGAGCUGUGAUUGGAAAUAUAGCCAAGGAUCUCGGACUUAACCUAAACAAUCUUGCAGCUCGGAAGGCCCGGAUUGAUGCCGAGGGUACACGUAGAAAAUACUGCGACAUUAAUGUGAAUAGUGGAGAACUGACUGUAUCAGAGAGGAUCGACAGAGAGGGGCUUUGUGGAAAAAAGCCUGUUUGCAUCUUAAAACAGGAGCUGGUGCUGGAGAAUCCACUGGAAUCUCAUCGGAUUAACAUAAAUGUACAAGAUGUGAACGACAAUUCACCUGUAUUCAAAAAGGAGGUUAUAAAAUUGGAAAUUGGCGAAUCGGCAGAUAAAGGCUCUCGUUUUCUUUUGGAGGAGGCUCACGAUGCAGACAUUGGAACAAAUUCGGUUCAGACCUACACCCUGUCACGUAACGAACAUUUUUCAUUAGCGGUCAGUUCUAAAACAGGUGGACGAAUUUCCUGUGAACUGGUGUUGGAUGAGGAGUUAGAUCGUGAGCUAAAAAAUGAUGUAACAUUAAUUCUUACUGCAGUUGAUGGUGGGACUCCACCGAGAUCAGGUACUGUAACAAUACACGUCACUGUACUGGAUGCUAAUGAUAAUGCUCCAUUGUUUACUAAGUCGGUUUAUAAAGUCAGUCUGCCUGAAAAUUCUCCUAUAGAUACUCUGGUGGCUACAGUGAGUGCUACUGAUGCAGACGAAGGAGUAAAUGGGGAGGUGUUGUAUGAAUUUAGCCACGUUUCGGAGAAUGGUUUAACAACGUUCUCGCUCAACCCUAAUUCUGGACAGAUAUUAUUAGCAGAAUCGCUUGACUCCGAAGAUGAAUCCUCAUUUGAAUUACAGAUUCAAGCUACCGAUGGCUUAGGGCUAGUUUCGUUUGCUACCGUGAUUAUCGAAGUACUGGACAUUAAUGACAACUCACCUGUAAUAAUCAUUAAGACACUCUAUAGUCCUGUCCCCGAGAAUGUAGCUCUUUCUACCGAAGUGGGCAUCAUUAAUGUACAAGAUAGAGAUUCAGGAUACAGUGGACAGGUUUACUGUUCAAUUCAACAAAACAUCCCUUUUAAACUCGUUCCGUCCAUCAAAAAUUAUUAUUCCCUGGUGACUACAGGCGAGUUAGACAGAGAGCUAAUUUCUGAAUAUAACAUAACGAUCACUGCUACUGAUGAAGGCUCUCCACCUUUAUCCUCCUCUAAAACUAUUCACCUUUCAGUAGCUGAUGUAAAUGAUAAUCCUCCUGUAUUUAAGGAGCAGUUUUACAGCGCUCAUGUAAAGGAAAAUAACAAACCCGGCUCUUCUGUGUGUACAGUAGCAGCAAAAGACCCAGACUGGAGACAGAAUGGUACUGUAGUUUAUUCUCUUUUGCCGUCUGAUGUGAAUGGUUCACAAGUGUCCUCACUUCUAUCAAUUAAUGGAGACACAGGUGUUAUCCAUGCAGUGAGAUCUUUUGAUUAUGAACAGUUUAAAAGUUUUAAAGUACUUGUCUUAGCCAGAGACAACGGUUCUCCUCCACUCAGUAGUAACGUGACUGUAAGUGUCUUCAUAUCUGAUGAGAAUGAUAACUCCCCACAAAUAUUAUACCCCUCUCUGGAAGGAAAGUCCUUCAUGACUGAGAUGGUGCCCAAAGCUGCCCAGUCCGGCUCACUUGUAUCCAAGGUGAUCGCAGUAGAUGCAGACUCUGGUCAGAACGCGUGGCUCUCUUACCACAUAAUAAAAACAACUGACACUGGACUUUUUACUAUUGGUGAACACAGUGGAGAAAUCAGGAUGAAGCGGGACGCUUCUGAAUCUGACAACAUGAAGCAGAAUUUUGUGGUUUCCGUAAAAGAUAACGGAGAGCCUGCGCUCUCUGCUACAUGUUCACUGUAUUUACUCAUUUCUGAUAACUUGGCUGAGGUACCAGAACUGAAAGACAUGUCAUAUGAUGAGAGCAGCUCCAAGCUCACUUUUUAUUUGAUCAUCGCGCUGGUGUCCGUCUCCACUUUCUUCCUCACCUUCAUCAUCAUUAUCCUGGCCGUGAGGUUUUGUCACAGGAGGAAGCCCAGACUGUUGUUUGAUGGAGCUGUGGCCAUUCCCAGCGCGUAUCUCCCUCCAAAUUAUGCAGAAGUUGAUGGAGCGGGAACUCUCCGAAGCACCUACAAUUAUGAUGCAUAUCUGACCACAGGAUCACGAACGAGUGAUUUCAAGUUCGUCUCAACUUACAAUGACGUAACUCUGCCUGCUGACUUGACUCUGAAGAAGACCCCUACAUUCGUGGCGGAUCUUGAAGCAUUGUGCGAUGUAAAUGAUUCGAAGUCAGGAGCCGUGCAGCUGCAUUUUGGACCAACUGCAGACGUGACAGGCUCGACUGACAGAUACCCAGGCGUCGAUGGUGAUGAAAACCUCUUGUAA